Miscanthus lutarioriparius is the source of this 651-nucleotide messenger RNA. NCBI's taxonomy places the organism in Eukaryota, Viridiplantae, Streptophyta, Magnoliopsida, Poales, Poaceae. The record is from the annotation of a GenBank genome assembly.
AUGGGGGACGAGUCGGACGGGGAGGCGGAGGAGUACCUGUUCAAGGUGGUGAUCAUCGGGGACAGCGCGGUGGGGAAGAGCAACCUGCUGUCCCGGUACGCGCGCAACGAGUUCAACCUCCACUCCAAGGCCACCAUCGGGGUGGAGUUCCAGACGCAGAGCAUGGACAUCGACGGCAAGGAGGUCAAGGCCCAGAUCUGGGACACCGCCGGCCAGGAGCGCUUCCGCGCCGUCACCUCCGCCUACUACCGCGGCGCCUUCGGCGCGCUCCUCGUCUACGACAUCUCCCGCCGCUCCACCUUCGACAACGUCGGCCGCUGGCUCCAGGAGCUCAACACACAUUCUGACACUACCGUAGCCAAGAUGUUGGUAGGCAACAAAUGCGAUCUGGAUAACAUCCGCGAAGUGCCUGUCGAGGAAGGCAAGGUGCUCGCCGAAGCCGAAGGCCUGUUCUUCAUGGAGACGUCGGCUCUGGACGCCACGAACGUGAAGACGGCUUUCGAGAUCGUCAUCAAGGAGAUCUACAGUAACGUGAGCCGGAAGAUCCUGAACUCGGAUUCUUACAAGGCCGAGCUGUCGCUCAACAGGGUAAGCAUUGACGGCGACUCGAAAGAUGACCAGAAGCAGACGAGCCGGUUCGGGUGUUGCUAG